This is a messenger RNA of Drosophila montana, 1549 nucleotides long. RefSeq lists its product as uncharacterized. NCBI's taxonomy places the organism in Eukaryota, Metazoa, Arthropoda, Insecta, Diptera, Drosophilidae. Gene Ontology annotation, molecular function: DNA binding. The transcript is spliced from 2 exons. The record is from RefSeq and is a predicted model, not a curated record. Bases 291 to 1334 code for a protein of 347 amino acids.
CAGUGCGAGUUCGGGACGUGUUUGUUUCUGUAAACAGAUCGCGAUUUAUGUUAUUUUUAAUAUUUUUAUGUACAUUUGUCGAAACUUAAUGAAUUAUAACUAAAACAGUGGAUAGUUUUUGUUUAGGACAAAGCGUUUGUCGCGGCAAAGCGUUUUCGUUCAGCUGCAUUUCGUGUAUUGGCAGCCCUGAAGCACUCGCAUUUUUGUUUACACGCCAUACAAAUUUUUUUUGCCUUAACUCGCACGGAUCCCCUGUCCCAGGCGCAGUCGAGUUGAAUCCAACAUUUAAAAUGAAAUUGGAUAACUUUCGCCUGAUCGUGGAAGUUGGUCAACGUCGCGCUCUAUGGGAUUCGACCAUGCAGCUGAGCAUACGCAAAGAUGUUGGCGCGUUACAAUGGCAGGAAGUGGCGAACAUAAUGCAGAUGGAAGUACCCGUGUGCAAGAAGCGCUUCAAAGGACUGCGUGACAGCUAUCGCUCAGAGAUACGCAAGAUACAGCAGAAGCGCAGUGACCAUUCAAACUGGCCCUACUUUCGAGCCCUGGAAUUUCUGCGUAACAUAUUCGAUCCGGACAAAAUGGUGCCCUUCUCGCCGGUGCCCUUUGACAUAGACAUUGACGCUGCAGAUUAUGAGCAAAACAAGCUGGAUGACUUUAUCAUUGAUGUGGACAACGAUGAUUCGUUUGAUUUUGAAAUUAUGGGUGAUAUUUUCAAGCGCGACUCGACCGAGCCACAGGGUCAUGAUUCUGGAUCGGAUAUGUCAGUGAUCAAUAGACAACACUUUGAUAUGUCCGCAUCGAACAUGUCGAAUGCAUCAAUUCCCAUGAACAGAUCGGACAUCGAUCAUCAUGGCUCAUCAUCGCCCAGAUUGUUAUCACCAUUGCUGCCCAAAGCACCGGCGGCAAAACGUACGCGACGCCGCAAGACAUCAUCGUCAACAGAUGGACCAUAUCUGAAUGGUCACGCGACUAACGUAAUAAAGUCGACGCCAGUGCCUCCAUUGGAACCAGCUACCAAAGAUGAUCCCGACUAUAACUUCCUAAUUAGCUUGCUGCCACACGUGAAAACGCUGUCGAGUAUGAAUAAUAUGAAAUUUCGUAUGGAGGUCAGUCGAAUGUUAAUGGAGAUGAAUCAGCAGGAUAUGCAGCCGGGACAGCGUGACAUAGAUCAUGCGACAGCCUUGCCAAAACUAAUCCCAGCACCGGCUUCGAACUAUGAGCACGAGAACGACACAUCUAAAUAUAGUAUGGGCGGCACACUGAAUGGCAGCGCAUUUCUUGCACACAGUUCCAUGAUAGAGUGUGAUGUUAAGAUAGAAAACGAACCCCUGUUUUAAGGAUUGAUCAUGAAUUUAGCUGUAUAUAAGUACAUACAUAGAUGUUAAACACAACAAAUUGGCUAUAUCCAAAAUUAUUUUACGGUUUAUAUAUUCAAAUAACAUACGUUUGACAAAUUCCCCACUCAUUGUAAACCCAACCUUUACAAAUACAUUCAUAAUUGCUGUAAUUAUUUCAAAUAUACAUUUGAACCAAAUUACCCUCUAUACUCUCA